GAAUGCAUAUGACAGCAGAUUUAAAAUUACCUUCAUAAAGAUUGAUUAAAUAGUGAAGGAAAUUCAUGUAAAACAGAAUUGAAUGGGAUUAUCGACCUACGAUACGAGGAUAUGAUAAUGGGCUGUCAGUAUUCACAAACAGAAAUCAAGUCGAGGCCGACAAUAACUGAGGAUGUAGAGGUAAUGGCGGAUGGUUCUAUACCCGAGCCGCCUCCACCAGCUCCUACCGAUCCACGACUACCAUUAGAUGCUAGACAAGUAUUUAAAUUGAAAAAGUCUUGGAAAGGAAUUAAAAGAUGCAUCGAAUCAACUGGAGUGGAGAUGUUUAUCAGGAUGUUUAGAACAAAUUCAGACUCAAAAACCAUUUUCAAACAAUUCAAAGAUUUAAAAAAUGACGAUGAAUUACGUGUGAGUGAAACAUUAGAACAGCAUGCUACAGGAGUUAUGAAUAUUAUAGACGACGCAAUAAUGAACAUAGAAAAUGUGGACUAUGUAUUUGAACUAUUAAACUCUACUGGAAGAAGACAUAGUACGUUUGAAGGAUUUUCACCGCCAUUCUUCUGGUUUAUAGAGAAGCCGUUUUUAGAUGCAGUUAAAAUCACACUAAGUGACAGAUAUACAGACAAUAUGGAUGGCAUCUACAGAAUUACUAUCAAGUUUAUACUGGAAAAUUUAACAAAAGGAGCAGAAUCAGCGAAUGGGAUUUCCUGACAAAUUACAUGCUUCCUUUUAUCAGGAUGAAUGCAUUCGGAUGUACAGUCUUUCCUUGAAGUCCGUUUCAGACAGUGCAUAUUACCAAAGAAUCUUUAUAGAUCACCCAAGAAUGCUUGAAUCUAAAUUUUAUCGGUGUUGAUGGCGCUGCUGUUAUUUCAAUGUGAUAAUUGUAACUAACCAAAGUUGAUGCCUUAAUAUCAACGGUAAUAUUGUAACUACUGCAAUACUUAAAAAUCAAAGAUUUUAGAAAAUCUUUAAAACAUGUACAUUUUUAUGUUACCAUGUAUACAAUAGAAUGAAUACAUUGUACGAUCGAAAACUUAAAAGCAUUUAUCGUAUUAGUAGAUGAAUAUUUAAUGUGUAAAUUAAGAAAAGGUAGUAUUUUCAUUUUUCAUUUAUUAUUUAUUAAUUGUCAAUGUUAUUAUUUUAUAAACAAAUAUUAUGUACAAUUGGCAAGCUAUCACAUUUAACCAUGACGUAUUACAUCUGUUCACGGAAUAAACCAUUCAGGAAGUAGAUAAAACUGAAUAUGAAAAAUAUCGGUCAAAAUUUGGUUAAAUUUAAUUAGAUAUAUUUUUAUUUGUGUCUGAUCAUAUAUAAUAUGGUUGUUGGAUAAAAACACAGCAUUAAUCAAACAAUUUGAAUUAACCUAUAUUGAAGAAUUGAGGGGUAUACCGAUAUUAUGCCUUUCAAAAGUUAUGCAAUAAUAUGUAAAGCAAUAAGAGAAUGACAAUUAUGGAAUCAUAAUCCCCUCCUAAAAUAUCAAUGUGUACUGUGAAAUAUUUGACAAGUAAUUAAGUAAGUCAACCAGAUAUAAAUGCCCUGUCCGAGAUCGCUCUUACGUCUGACGACCCAGACUUAGGAUGGCAAGUUUUUGUCUCGAAAUCAAUAUAUAUCUAUUGUCAAGCGGCAGAUAAACCAUACAUCAUUUGUUUCCCCAUUAAAUCUUUCUGAACGAUUGUUUAUCUUUGAUUCAGACUAUCCUCUGUAGCACUAACGAAUCAAUUAUUCCUUUCAGUCCUCCAUUUUCGACGACGCUAAGAUAACUUGAAAUAAUUUGAGCGAAUUAGAUGCAAUAGGCAGGCAUGUAAUGUUUGGGGGUAAAGCUUGUUAAUGCGAGUAAUCGGAGUCGUAUUGAUACUCCCCCAAUUCUAGGUGCACAUAAUUAGAUAACACAGUUACAUAACACCUGUUCAAAUGAACGUAAGUAGCGGAAAAUGGAGAGUUGAGAUGAAUAAAGGUUACAGGUAGUUUUCUAACGGCCCAAAUCAGUCCCUAUAACUGGUGAUCUGAUGUCAAAGUGAUCACGGGCUACCUUUCAGAAACUUGAAUAAAUAUCCUUAAUUUUCCCUCGCUGAAUAUACUCUUUCUAAUGUUGUACAAAUACUUGACCUUUUGGACAAGAAAUUUUUGCCAUAGUAUGUUUUUGUUAUUCAAUCAUUCAUUCGUUCGUUCAUUCAUUCAUUCAUUCAUUCAUUCAUUCAUUCGUUCAUUCAUUGAACGCACUCUUAAUAUAAUGUCCGUUAAAACGAUACGCGCUCGACACAACCAAUACAUUCAUGGUUUUAAAAUCGACUUAUUUUACUGCUAUAUGGUUCAUUAUUCGUACUAAAUGAAAAACAUAAUUGAUCUUUCUGUUUAAGGAUAAUAAAAAGAUGAAAACUUUAUACCGAUUUAAACUUUAAUGAAGCAAAUCGAUCUUUUCUAAAGCGCGUAUGCGAUCAAUUUUUCAGAUUAGUCUUUUAAAAGUUUGCUUGGCUUAAUCAGCAAGUUUCGCCUGAAAUUGAUAUUAUAUACAAGUAAGCUAGAGCUAUUCAAUGUUUUGUAAUGAAAAACAGCUUGAUCACAAGAACGUUGGAUAACAUAUCUUGUUUUAUGUACCAUCUUAAAAUUGUUGAUCUGAACAGCUUAAAUGACAUUGGUUUUUUUAUCCUUCGUAAGCUAUAAGUGAAAGAUGAUGAAAUCAUUCACAACUUCAAUUAAAAUUAUUUAAGUUUUUUAUCUUCAUUUCUACUGGCUAUGAAGAGACGGGCUAAGAAAUAUGCAUUAUUAUAGUUUCAAUGUUAUUUUUGUUUUCGUCACUGUUACAACCAUAGAAUAAACAAUAUUUUUACACCAAUUCAAUGAGGACGGAUAAUUUAAUUGAAACCAUUGUAAACAACAUACAAAAGUAGUCCACAUUUGGCCUUUUUUCCAAGGAUAUAGCCCUGCUAUGAACUUAGAUCAGUUGUGGCAAAGGCAGCACAUUUCUAGGAAGAUUGUCUGUUUUGAACUUGAAAUUAUUUAAAAGCAUAUUUCAUGUUUCUAUCACUUUCAAAUGAAAUUUUAACAAUAUCAAGGUCAUUUUUUUUGGCGUCAAAGUAUUUUUAUUGAUUGUUAUUUCUUUAAGUUUUAGUUAAAUUGUUUUGACAAUAAAUGAAAAAAAUAAAUUCUAGAACGCAUGCUUUUCGUCGAAUGCAAAUAUGGGAAUCAAUCUUUUAAUGCUCACGCAAAUACACUAACAUGUAACCACCGUUACAACAAUGAUUUUACAGCCACUAAUGAUGUUUAAAACAUUAUUGGUCGAAAUCCAUUAUUUCAGUUUUUAUCAAAUUGUUUUAACCUUAAAAUUUGACAUUAUGUUGGCAUUCUUUGCUAGAUGCAGAUUAUUAUAUUAGUGUGAUAAAUGCAAAUAAAGCAAAACAUAUUCUUAGAAUAAUAUUCCAUUAUAUGAUUCCUCUCUAAUUUAUAAAUCUCAUGAAAAGUUCUGUUUGGGUAUCGUUAAAACGUAAUUGAUGUCAUUUGCAUGUCAUAUAAUUAUAAAAUACAAACAUUAUGAAGAUGAAUGUAUACAACGUAUUUAUAUUUGAAUGAAUAAUACUUAUUUGUGUUGCAAUUCAUUUUUAAGUAACAAUUAAAAUGGCGAAAAUCUAAAUGUAUGAAUAAUGUACUUAAACUAUAAUAGAAUUAAAUGUACAUUAGUU
This is a messenger RNA of Mytilus californianus (California mussel), 3677 nucleotides long. RefSeq names its product globin-3-like. The record is from RefSeq and is a predicted model, not a curated record. Gene Ontology annotation, molecular function: heme binding; oxygen binding. Lineage: Eukaryota; Metazoa; Mollusca; Bivalvia; Mytilida; Mytilidae. The coding region runs from base 112 to 711 and encodes 199 amino acids. The transcript has 4 exons.